GGCGAUUAGGGUUUUAGGGUUGACAGGCGUUCGUAUUUUUCAGCCGCGUACCCCUCUAUUCCCUUGCUUCACUACCCUAGCAAUGAUUUCCGAAACCACUGAAAGCUUCAGCCAGUCGCUCUGAUCUCUCUCAGAUUAUUCUUACCUCAAUCGAUCUUCUACGAUCACUGUCUGAUCCUGAAUCUUCAAUCAAUCUGGACGCUUUGCGAGCGUGUUUUUGUCCAGAAAAUUUGGGAGGAAGAGGAGAAAAAUGGACGAAGGAAACGGAGGGAGAGAAGGGCCGAUUUUCAGGGACAUAAGACGAUAUUUCUGUGAAUAUUGUGGCAUUUGCAGGUCCAAGAAAGCUCUGAUUGCCUCUCACAUCCUCUCACACCACAAUGACGAGGUCAAUGAGGAAAGAGUUGAUGGAGAAGAAAAAACAGAGGGGGUAAAGUCCUAUACUUGUGAAGAAUGUGGUGCUAGUUUUAAAAAGCCGGCUUAUUUGAGCCAACAUAUGCAAAGCCAUUCACUUGAGAGGCCAUUUACUUGCCCGAUAGAUGGUUGCCAGUCUAGCUACCGAAGGAAAGACCACUUGGCUCGUCACCUUCGUCAGCACGAAGGAAAACUCUUUGAGUGCCCUUUUGAGAAUUGCAACCGUUCAUUUGCCUUUGAGGGAAACAUCAAGAGGCAUGUAAAGGAAUUUCAUAAUGAGGAAUCAUCGAGUGAUAUAGAAGGUCCAAAGCAGUAUGUCUGCCAGGAAGAUGGGUGUGGGAAGGUUUUCAAAUUUGCAUCAAAGUUGCAGAAACAUGAAGACUCUCAUGUUAAAUUGGACUCUGUGGAGGCAAUCUGCUGUGAACCAGGUUGUAUGAAACAUUUCUCCAAUAGUCAAUGCCUGAAGGACCAUAUUUUGUCGUGCCAUCAAUAUAUUACCUGUGAGAAAUGUGGGGCCAAGCAGCUGAAGAAGAACAUCAAGCGGCACCUACGCACACAUGAAGAAAGAGGUUCCCUGGAGAAACAUAAAUGUAGUUUUGUUGGCUGUCUCCGCACAUAUUCAACAAAAUCAAAUCUCAAUCAGCAUGUGAAGGCAGUGCAUCUUGAGUCCAAACCUUUUGCCUGUAGCAUACCUGGAUGUGGCAUGAGGUUCUCAUUCAAGCAUGUGAGGGAUACACAUGAGAAAACUGGUCGCCAUGUUUAUACCCCUGGGGAUUUUGAGGAGGCUGAUGAGCAAUUCAGCUCGAGGCCAAGGGGUGGCCGAAAGAGGAAGUGCCCACCCAUAGAAUCGCUUGUGCGGAAGAGGGUAAGUGCCCCAAGUCAAACUGAUUCUAUUUUAAAUCAGGGGGCAGCAUACCUCUCAUGGAUGCUCUUGGCAGACUCGGAAGAUGAGCGGUGAAUGAUAAAAACGGAUGUUAAGUUCAUAUGGUUAUGGGUCCUACUUAGAAGUUAAUGUGAAGAAGGCAAGCCUGCAACAUAUACAGGUUUUUUGUUUUGUAUAUAAUCUAGUAUUGAUCUUGGUAUAGUAAAUAGGGCUGAAAUCUGAAAAUGAUGUAUAUUUUACCGAUGUAGUCGGUGUAGCUUUUAAGUUUUCACGUGUGCAAGUGCUUCACUUACCGGAUGAUGGAAUCGUUUUGUAAUAUGGUAUCUGUGAGAUUGAUGAUUUGGGAAUGCA
Malania oleifera is the source of this 1645-nucleotide messenger RNA. Its product is annotated as transcription factor IIIA. The record is from RefSeq and is a predicted model, not a curated record. Gene Ontology annotation, biological process: regulation of transcription by RNA polymerase II. Bases 251 to 1369 code for a protein of 372 amino acids. Gene Ontology annotation, cellular component: nucleus. The transcript is spliced from 6 exons. Lineage: Eukaryota; Viridiplantae; Streptophyta; Magnoliopsida; Santalales; Ximeniaceae.